GCCAUAGACAGUAUCCACGGAGUGGGGAUCUUUUGUCUAGCUCUGGUGCCGGCCAACACCCUUCCCAAGACCCCUCUGGGGGGCAUCCACCUCUCAGAGAUUAAACAGCUGUACCUGGAGGGGGGGCUGCACCCGUGCAACGUCCUGAUGUGCCCCCACACCUGCGUCACUAACCUUCCCAAACCACGACAGAAACAGCCAGAGAUCGGACCCGCCUCUGUGAUGGUGGGAAACCUGGUGUCGGGGAAAAGAAUCGCUCAGGCCAGCGGCAGAGACCUGGGCCAGACCGACGACAACGACCAG
Austrofundulus limnaeus is the source of this 303-nucleotide messenger RNA. Its product is annotated as disco-interacting protein 2 homolog C. NCBI's taxonomy places the organism in Eukaryota, Metazoa, Chordata, Actinopteri, Cyprinodontiformes, Rivulidae. The record is from RefSeq and is a predicted model, not a curated record.